AUGACAAAGGAGCAUAAAAACCAUGUUCCUGAUCAUAAAUCAGAAAUCAGAACCAUCCCUUUGCCUGCUGAGGCAAUUAAGAUUAUUGAACAGCAACUGAGAAGUGGAAGCAGUUGUAGAAAUACCAGAAUUUCUACUCUCCAUCAAAUAGAGAGCUGGGUGUGGGCGUUAGAAAGCCAAAUUAUGAAAAGAGGAACUUUGUGCUCGAUUUAUGAAAAAAUACAGAUGAAAGCUCUGUUGUAUAUAUUUGUAUCAAACAAAAAAGACUCACUUGCAGUUUGGAUAAACGUGAAACUUUCUGUGAAUAACUAUUGCAUCUUUACUGCCACUCUUUCUCCUCUCAAUGACAACAAAGAUUUGUUUGCAUUUGGCUUCCAAUCCCCUUUACAGGUUGGAAUAAUGAGAAAUCUCUGCAAGAAGUUCCUAGAUCAUGUACUCUCUUGUAACUCGCCACUCUGUAACCAAAAAGGAUUUCCUGUUGCAUAUAUGAUUACCAAUGACAAAAGUGCAGUACCAAUCAUUCAAUGGCUCUCACAUCUUCUUCACAACAGUCGAUUCAGACCUUUACAUAUUACUAUCAACUGCUAUAUCUCUGAACACUGCAAAAGCAACCCCGAAUCCCGUAUGGGAUAG
This is a messenger RNA of Phycomyces blakesleeanus NRRL 1555(-), 633 nucleotides long. RefSeq lists its product as hypothetical. The record is from RefSeq and is a predicted model, not a curated record. The coding region runs from base 1 to 633 and encodes 210 amino acids. The transcript is spliced from 4 exons. Lineage: Eukaryota; Fungi; Mucoromycota; Mucoromycetes; Mucorales; Phycomycetaceae.